AUGGCAGCAGCAAGACACAGCACGCUCGACUUCACGCUUGGUGCCAAAGCCGAUGGUGAGGCCAUUCUGAAAGGCCUUCAGUCCAUUUUUCAGGAGCAGGGGAUGAUAGAGUCCAUGCACACCUGGCAGGACCAUGGAUAUUUAGCAACUUACACAAACAAGAAUGGCAGCUUUCGACUACCACCUAUAGUUCGAAGAGGGGCAAUUGACAGAUACUGGCCUACAGCUGAUGGGCGCCUGGUUGAGUAUGACAUAGAUGAAGUGGUGUAUGAUGAAGAUUCACCCUAUCAGAACAUUAAAAUUCUACACUCAAAGCAGUUUGGAAAUAUUCUCAUCCUCAGCGGGGAUGUUAAUUUGGCAGAGAGUGACUUGGCAUAUACCCGGGGCGUCAUGGGUAAAGAAGACGACACUGGCAAAGAGGUACUCAUUCUGGGAGGUGGGGAUGGAGGCACAUUAUGUGAAAUUGUCAAACUGAAACCAAAGAUGGUCACUGUGGUAGAGAUUGACCAAAUGGUAAUUGAUGGUUGUAAGAAAUACAUGUGGAGAACAUGUGGAGAUGUCUUAGACAAUCUUAAAGGAGAUUGCUAUCCGGUUCUUAUAGAAGACUGCAUUCCAGUACUGAAGAGGUACGCCAAAGAAGGGAGAGAGUUUGAUUAUGUGAUUAAUGAUCUGACAGCUGUCCCUAUCUCUACAUCUCCAGAAGAAGAUUCCACAUGGGAGUUUCUCAGACUGAUUCUUGACCUGUCAAUGAAGGUUCUGAAACAGGAUGGAAAAUACUUCACACAGGGGAACUGUGUCAACUUGACUGAAGCCCUGUUGCUCUAUGAAGAACAGCUGGGGCGCCUGUAUUGUCCUGUGGAAUUCUCAAAAGAGAUUGUCUGUGUCCCUUUAUACUUGGAAUUGUGGGUAUUUUACACUGUUUGA
This is a messenger RNA of Grammomys surdaster, 924 nucleotides long. RefSeq names its product spermine synthase-like. Gene Ontology annotation, biological process: spermine biosynthetic process. NCBI's taxonomy places the organism in Eukaryota, Metazoa, Chordata, Mammalia, Rodentia, Muridae. Gene Ontology annotation, molecular function: spermine synthase activity. The transcript has 2 exons. The record is from RefSeq and is a predicted model, not a curated record. The coding region runs from base 1 to 924 and encodes 307 amino acids.